AUGAAUGUCGACGGAGCUAUUUUUGAGGAUAUCCGAAAAGCUGGUGUGGGAGUGGUUCUACGGGAUGCUUCUGGAGAAGUGUUAAUGACUGCAACAAAAAGGGAGGAUGAUGUUGAUGAGGCGGCCACCAUUGAAGCUCUUGCAUUACUUCAGGGUUUGCAGCUAUGUAUACCAUUUGACAUUCCCAAGAUAGUGAUCGAAACUGAUUGUCUUCUGCUUGUUCAAGAAUUGCAGGCUUCCCCAGAUUCUUUAGCUACUGCAGGUUAUAUUAUUGCUAAUGUCAAGCAACUCUUGUCCAGAUUUCAGGAAGUCCAAAUUCAACAUGUUAAUCGGAUGGGCAAUUCUGUAGCUCAUGCAUUGGCUAGGAAUGUUGUUGAUAUUUCUGUAUGGUGGGAUCAUCUUCCAUAUUUCCUUCAAAAUUUCCUAUGGCUUGAUGCCAAUUCUUGUAUGGAUGAUGAUUGA
This is a messenger RNA of Fraxinus pennsylvanica, 462 nucleotides long. The record is from the annotation of a GenBank genome assembly. NCBI's taxonomy places the organism in Eukaryota, Viridiplantae, Streptophyta, Magnoliopsida, Lamiales, Oleaceae.